Molecule: messenger RNA, 333 nt
Organism: Parasteatoda tepidariorum (common house spider)
Lineage: Eukaryota; Metazoa; Arthropoda; Arachnida; Araneae; Theridiidae
Source: RefSeq, a predicted model, not a curated record
AUGCCUCGUAAGGGGAAUUGUGAGGGCGAUAAAAACCUUUUCCAGGUGCAAGUCUUACUAGAUGCAUUAAACGAAAGUUUAGAAAUUGAUGAUAAACAUCUGAGCAUUGAUGAAUUUAUUAUACCAUUCAAAGGAAGGAGCAGACUAAAACAGUACAACAAAAUCAAGCCUCAUAAGUGGGGUAUAAAAGUGUCUGGUUUGUGUGGUGUGAGUGGCAUGCUGUAUGACCUCGAAAUCUACACUGGAAAAGACACACUGCAAGACAAAACAAAACUUGGAAUCAGUGGUGACAUUGUUGUGCCCAUUUUUAAAACCUUAUUUAUAGCAUGUUGA